This is a messenger RNA of Acaulospora colombiana, 1323 nucleotides long. The record is from the annotation of a GenBank genome assembly. NCBI's taxonomy places the organism in Eukaryota, Fungi, Glomeromycota, Glomeromycetes, Diversisporales, Acaulosporaceae.
AUGCCAAUGAUUGAACACUUUAAGAAUUUUAUUCGUCAUGGCAAACAAGCGAACCAGAAGUUAAUUACUCAGGACAGUUUAUUUGAGACUAACGCUCUUGACAACCACCGCAUUAAUCCAGAAGUCAAACUUAAAGUUGAUAAUGCUACUGUAGCACAAAUAGUGGCCGAGGAAAGGGAGCAGAAGAGUAAAAUCCCAACAUAUCCAGGCUUGGAACGUUAUCGUAUGUUAGAGAAAAUGGGAGAUGGAGCAUUCAGCAACGUCUACAAAGCAAUUGAUACAGAGACCAAAGAAAAAGUUGCCGUUAAGGUGGUGCGGAAGCGUGAACUCAAUUACUCACAGCGUUCCAAUAUUCUUAAGGAGGUUCAGAUAAUGCGUCACUUGAAGCAUCCUUCAAUCGUCUCCCUAAUAUCAUUUUCCGAGUCAUCGGAAUAUUAUUAUUUAAUCCUCGAGUUGAUGGAAGGUGGUCCCAACGAUGAGCCUAAAGAAGAUGAGGGUGAAUUCAUUCCUGGUGUGGGUGGUGGUGGUAUCGGCUACACAGCUCCUGAAAUCGUCAAGGAUGAACGUUAUAGCAAGAGCGUCGACAUGUGGGCUCUUGGUUGUGUCUUGUACACAAUGCUGUGCGGCUUCCCGCCGUUUUAUGAUGAAAGCAUUCAAGAACUAACCAAGAAGGUUGAGAAGGGGCAAUAUACUUUUUUGAGUCCGUGGUGGGAUGAUAUCUCUUUUUCAGUCAAGGAUUUGAUCAGGCACCUUCUCACCGUUGAUCCAGACCAGAGAUAUACAAUCAAGCAAUUCUUUGAGCACCCAUGGAUUAAUGAUAAACCAUUACAUGCCAAACCUCCGGUUGAUACUAAAGUCACUACUAGAUCAAUUGAUGUAAAUCAAUUGACCAGGGGAAUUGAAAGAUCAGUCAUGUUCGAAGAUAUAUUGGGAAGUCCCGGAGAAAACGGUCGUCGCAAAGAUAUGCUUUCUCCAGGCAUAUCUCUUAAGGAGAUAUUCGAUGUCGGUUACGCCGUUCAUCGUAUGGAAGAAGAGGGGGCAAGAAAAAGAAAAGUUAAAAUGGGUGGAGGAAAGUUUGGUGCCUUGAAUCCGUUCAAAAAUAAGAUUAUUCACCAAAUGAAUGACGACGAUGACCUAUCUGACGAUGAUGGUGAAUCAUCAUCGCAAGUUAGUUCGCGUGAAGUCGCUUCCGCUCCUAACGAGUCUCUGAAAAUAAAGGCCGGUACCAAAAGUAAUGAGAGAUCUCGACGUACGACUAUUGAGCUGAAUUUAGAUGGCGCGACCUUAUUGGGGAGACGUCGUAAGGUACCAGUAGGUGCCUGA